This is a messenger RNA of Enterobius vermicularis (human pinworm), 309 nucleotides long. The record is from the annotation of a GenBank genome assembly. NCBI's taxonomy places the organism in Eukaryota, Metazoa, Nematoda, Chromadorea, Rhabditida, Oxyuridae.
AUGCUCAGUGCAAAAAUGAAACCAGUUUUUGUCAGGGAUCAUUCCACAGGUCUCACUGCGCAUCGUGGCCGCCGUUACUGCCGAGGAACAGGGAAAAGCGGCAAAGUGUAUUUCUCGCUUUGCACCUCGAUCUUUCCACCACCGUCUCGAAAACUCGACCGUGAACCCCAAACUUGGGUUGUAACGUUAGCAACAAAAGCUGUGACCAAAAGUCUCGUUAAGCAACUGAGAAUUUACCGCGAAAUUACUGCCGCUUGGCAGUUUCACGAAGCAGCAACUGCAUAUGCAAUUCCUGCAGAUUACAAGUAG